UGAUCGGGUAGAGAGCUUUGAUGCUCGCACUGCGAUAGGAUCAAUGGAAGCCGAGGUCCUAUAUAAAGAGUACCGAACAAAUCUUCGACAGUUAAGAUCGACAGCGUGAGUGUGUCGGAAGCUCGACUUGCACAAGGAAGGCAGCAAUGGCCGACGAGACGGAGCCGCUCAUACGAGGAGCGAGCGGGGCAGGGCAGGGCCUGAAUCGCUGGCUGACGGGCCAGCAGCACACUUGGCUGACCGGGAUCGUCGUCGCAGCUCUGGUGCUUGUGGGAGGGCACGAUCUGCUGAAGAAUGGAGCCGGGUCGUCAGCAGAGGACUGGGGGAACGCGCGGCCCCUGGAGAAGCUGAAGCAGCCGCUGGUGAUUCUCAUCUCGCUCGAUGGCUUCCGAUGGGGCUAUCAGCAGAAGGUGUCCACGCCCAACAUCGACAGCCUCAUGGCCGAGGGCACCGCAGCGGCCAAGGGGCUCAUCCCCGUGUACCCGACUGCCACAUUCCCCAACCACUACUCCAUCGCCACGGGCCUGUACCCGGCAUGGCACGGCAUCAUUCAGAACGAAUUCCGCGAUCCUGUGACGAGAAAGAAAUUCAAGCGUGGCGAUAACAGCCCCGAGUGGUGGCUGGGCGAGCCAUUGUGGGUCACCGUGACCAAGCUCGGGAAGGUCGCCGCCGCCUCGUUCUGGCCCGGGUGCGAAGUGGAGCUGCCUCCAUGGACGUGCCCGCCGCAGUUCUGCCCAGCUUACAACAAAAGCGUAGGGGAGGUGCAGCGCAUCAAUCAAGCGCUCGAGUGGGUGGAUCUGCCCGACGAGCAGAGGCCGAGCUUCAUGAGUCUGUACUUCAACUCUCCCGACGCUGAGGGCCACACCGUGGGCCCCGAUGGGCCGCAGCUCUCUGCGGCACUGCAGCGUGUGGAUUCGCUGCUGGGGCUGCUGAUCGAUGGGCUCAAGGCCAGGGGCGUGUACGACGAUGUGUCUCUGAUUCUGCUCGGAGAUCACGGCAUGGUGCAGACCUGCGAGGGCAAGCACAUCUACGUUGAGGAUUUCAAGCCUUGGAUCAACAUUCCCGCCGAGUGGGUGGAGUACAGCGGCACUCAGCUCACCAUUCGACCGCCGGAGAAUGUGAGCGCUGUCGAUGUGCACGCGGGAAUGCUGGACGCCUUGUCCACCGGGAAAAUUCAGAACGGCGAGCAUCUGAAGGUGUACCUGCGCGAGGACCUUCCCCCGAGGCUGCACUACUCAUCGGGCCGAGUCCAGCCCAUCAUCGGUCUGGUCGAUGAGAGCUACAACGUCGCGUACGACCGAAGUGGCACUUGGUGCGGUGGAGUUCACGGCUACGAUAAUGCGCUGAUGUCGAUGCGCAGUAUUUUCAUCGCUCGUGGCCCACAAUUCGCCCGAGGCAGGCUCGUUCCAUCGUUCGAGAAUGUGCAGGUCUACAACGUGAUUGCCAACAUUCUCAGCCUCCAGAACGCUGCCCCCAACAAUGGCAGCUUGAGCUUCAAGAAUUCAUUGCUCCUCUCGCCUUAGGGGGCUCGGAGGUUUGCCAGACUCGAACAGAGAUAGAGAGGGUAGAGGUAGAGGGUACGAUUCCUACCGAUUGCUUUGCUGAGAUCUUGCAGUCUACAAAAGGUAGAAGGAUAGAUCGAGGCGAAACAGGACCGAGAUAUCGAUCACGGCAUAUCUCUGUGUCCGGAGUCCUCGUAUCUAAACGCGACGUUCAUAGAGGUUCAGUCAAGACCCAAGUCUCGACUGACUUGUAGCCCGAGGCCUUACAAUUUUAUCAAUGCAAGUGCCUGACGUACUUGGGAACAAUUGCACUGCUUUCAUCUGUUUGAUGUCAUCCCAACAUCUAGAACUGAGUACCACUUGUUCUGCGACCAGAUUGUUCCGAUUCGUAUAACUGAAACGUGGUGGACACGACAGAAGGGAGGGACGAGGAUGAACGGGAGCACCAGGUGCCCAUCUCUACCUCCUGUUGUGGACCAAGCUACGGCCCUUCGUAACAAUUCCAAUUCCCUACGCCGAGGUAAAAUCAGAAACGACCACGGACCCUUUAACCUUUUAUACGGACCCUCCGGUCGAUCGUGCAGAGUACAGAUCUCUGCCUGUCGCGAUCACAUUCUAGACUGGACUGCAGCCAGCACGAGAGCAGUUUUGUCGAUUUACAAGACUCGUUCCCUGCACGAUUGUGUUGGGCACGUGAGGUCCAUCUCUGAAGGGUAAGUGGCAACGCUGUCCUAAAAUGAACGCGGUGAGGCUACAUGAACCGCACCGCUACAUGGAGGAAGUAUUAAUGAUGUAUAAGGUCCAAUCAACUGUAUUCUUGAGGAUCCAACCAAUGUGUUUUAUUCGGUCACAUCUUCCCUUCCAUCACAAGCGGCCCAGCAACAUCAUCCAAUUUCUGCUCGAUCUAUAACAUCACAGAAAGUGGUUACUUCCACCAACAUUCGAAGAUUUUAUAUCCGCAGUUUGGAUAUGCUCGAAGCAGAUCAAGACUUCUGGUUGAAGCCUUGAUAGUCAACGACUCUAGUGAAAUUCCAAUUUUGUGGUAGAGGGAAUUUUUUCUUGAAGUGUUUCUUCGAACCUUAUGAAGAUUGGUGAGCAGGAGUAUCGCAAGACUUCUUCCAGGAUAGCUUUUCGGUGUACAAAUUAGCUUCUUUGAUCUAUUUUGCAUAUCAUUGAAGGAAGCGAUAGGUAAUCAGGAACUGCGUAUUACUGCGUUCCAAGUACUGUGCUGUACCUGCUAGGAGUCUCUCCUGUUCUUGAGUCUCCGAAUAUUUUAGUUCAUGUUAAGAACAUCUUCUUAUCUUGAUCAUAGGAGUCGCUAAUGAGGAUUCGGGUGCUCCCGUAUCAGUUUCGUAACCCUUCUGACUAUAGGACAAGAGCAGUCUUGUAUGUACAUGUAUUCCCAAACAGCCCUUUUAAACGUGAGUGAAAUUUUGAGACUGCAAGAACUUUAUUGAGAAAGCAUGUCUGGUAUGUAAUAAUGCAG
This is a messenger RNA of Marchantia polymorpha subsp. ruderalis, 2988 nucleotides long. NCBI's taxonomy places the organism in Eukaryota, Viridiplantae, Streptophyta, Marchantiopsida, Marchantiales, Marchantiaceae. The record is from the annotation of a GenBank genome assembly.